UAGUGAAGCCCUGCACUGGAGGUCAUCCUCUGCAUGCUCAGAGGCACCUGCAUUUCAAACUAGGCUGCCCAAAGCCGCCAGGAAGGAGGAGGCUCUGGCGGAGAGUGGUUUGCUCAAUGCUCAGGCCCUGGCCUGGCUUUGCCGACCCAGCUGGUGGAAAAGUCCGGAGAGAGAACUCUUUCCCACCCCUCCCCGGCUUGACUUGGCUCCGCGCAGCACCUGCCCCCUCGGCCUGCGCCGCAGCGCCCCCUGCAGCAGAGAAGAGGGAGGGCCGGGGGAAGGCAGCGCCGCGCUUCCGAACCUGUAAGCGGCGUAACCAGCGGCAGCUGCGUUCAGCUCCCCCGCGCCUCCGUCGGACGGGUCGCUGCCCAUUAGUUUCCCCAGGGAGCGGAGCCGUGGCGAGCGGGGACGCCGCAGGCAAGCGCGGCGGACUUGUUUGUCACCAUGAGCCUCUUCCUGUCAUUUGACUCCAUCUGCGUUUUCCUCUGUGCCCAAGUGCUGCUCACAUGGGGUCUACAAGAACUUCAUGCCAACCAGGAGACAAUUGUCAAGAUUUCUGCUGCUGGCCAACUGAUGCAGUGCUCUGCUUCAGUAGAUCUCCUCCUUCUGUUAGAUGGGUCAUACAGCAUUGGCAAAGGAAGCUUUGAGAGAUCUAAGCACUUCGCAGGCAAACUCUGUGAUGCCUUGAACAUCAAUCCAGAUAGGGUUAGAGUGGGAGUGAUCCAGUUUAGCUCGACUCCCCAGCUAGAAUUCCCCUUGGAUUCGUAUUUAACCAAGGAGGAAGUGAAGGAGAAAAUCAAGAAGAUUGUGUUCAAAGGCGGGAGCACAGAAACGGGGCUCGCGCUGAAAUACGUUCUCCAGAAAGGUUUCCCUGGUGGCAGAAAUUCCUCUGUCCCUGAAAUCCUGAUCAUCCUCUCGGACGGGAAAUCACAAGGCAAUGUAGCAACACCCGCUAAGCAGCUGAAGGACAGGGGUACCACAGUAUUUGCUGUGGGAGUCAAGUUUCCAAGGUGGGAGGAGCUGCACACGCUGGCCAGUGAACCAGCUGAGCAGCAUGUGCUGUUUGCUGAACAUGUGGACGAUGCUGCCAAUGGCCUAUAUAGCACCCUCACCAGUUCUACUGUCUGCAGUGCUGUCUCUCCAGGUUGCAAGAUUGAAUCUCACCCUUGCGAACGCAAGACACUGGAGACCGUGAAAGAGCUGGCUGGGAACUAUAUGUGUUGGAAAGGGUCAAAGAGACCAAAUGCGGUGCAUACAUCUCUCUGUCCAUUUUACAGUUGGAAAAGAGUCUUGAUCAAACACCCGGCCAGAUGCUACCGAACUACAUGCCCAGAUCCCUGUGAUUCCCAGCCUUGUCACAAUGGAGGCACAUGCGUUCCAGAGGGAUUAGAAAGGUACCACUGUGUGUGUCCUGUUGGAUUUGGAGGAGAUGCCAGCUGCGCACCGAAGUUGAGUCUGGAGUGCAGCGUGGAUCUUCUUUUCCUGGUGGACAGCUCAUCUGGUACCACCUUGGAGGGAUUCCUGCGCUACAAGGCCUUCCUGAAAAGGUUCAUUCGGGCAGUGUUGAGCAAAGACUCCCCAGCAAACGUUGGAGUGGCCCAGUACAGCAGUGAUGUCCAGAUCCCGAUCAAAGUGGGCAAGUACAAGGAUGUGCUCGGUCUCAUGAAGAGCGUUGACACCAUGCAUUUCAGCGGAGGGGGAACCUUCACCGGCAAAGCCCUUCGGUAUGUCACGCAGCAUGGCUUUAAGAGUGCUCCGGCCUUCGCGGAUGUUCACGACGAUCUCCCGCGUGUGGUUGUCUUGCUCACGGAUUCGGAGUCCCAGGAUCCUGUGGUAGAAGCAGCUAAAUAUACCAGGGGCAGAGGGCUCUUCCUAAUUGGCGUGGGCAGCGACUUCUUAAGAGCAGAGCUGGACAACGUGACUGGGAAUCCAAAGCGGACGGUUGUCUAUUCCAACCCCUCGGAUCUGUUUAACAAGAUCCCUGAGCUGCAGAAAAAAAUCUGCAGUGUAGACAGUCAUCCAGGCUGCCAGUCCCAGUCUCUGGAUCUGGUUUUUGCCUUGGAUGCCUCAGCUGGAGUUGGCAGGGAGAACUUCCUGCGGGUGAGGAACUUUGUCAGUAGCAGCUCUCUGCAGUUCAGUAUCAAUCGGGACGUCACCCAGAUCGGCCUCGUGGUCUACGGCAGCAGGGCUCGCACUGCAUUUGCCCUGGACGCGCACGUCACCAGCUCAGCUCUCUUUCAAGCCAUCAGCCAAGCGCCUUUCCUUGGUGGCUCGGCCUCCGCGGGCAGAGCCUUGCUGCACAUUCAUGAUGACGUCAUGACCGUUCCAAAGGGGGCGAGGCCCGGGGUGAGCAAGGCCGUGGUUGUGAUCACGGACGGGAGCGGCACCGAGGAUGCAGUAGUUCCAGCUGAGCAGCUGCGGAGCGACGGCGUGUCGGUGUUUGUUGUCGGGGUUGGGGGUGUGCGGAGGGAGACGCUGCUGAGGGUGGCCGGUUCUCCCAACUGCCUGGUCCACGUUUCAUCUUACGAUGAUCUGCGCAAUUACAAAGACUUUAUUAUGGAAAGAAUAUGUGAAGAGGCUAAACACCCGGUGAACCUGUGCAAACCUAACCCGUGCCUGAAUGAGGGAGUGUGCGUUCUCAGGAAUGGAAGCUACCGGUGUGAAUGCCGAGGCUGGGAAGGACCGCACUGUGAAAGCAGAAUUUUAAGGGGCGAUUUUUCAAGAUCACCGGUCCCUCCCACAAACUUUCACAUCCAACGAAAUCCCAGCGGUUUGCAGCAGCUUAACAGAGCUCUCCGACAUGCAAAAAGGCACGCUCAGUCGGGACACUGAGUUGGGCAGCUUCACUGUGCAGUUCUCCUUUCACUAAUGUUUGCUUGCAGCCAUUAAUAUACAAGACGAUCUGGCAAGCAACCACCAGGUAUUUCAAUGAAUGAUUUAAUCUGGCACAGAGACUGAAGUAAUGUCUCCAAGUUCACACAGGACACCAGCUGGGCUUAUCAGUAGUCAAUAUUUUUUUUCUUUUGUAAUAACUCAAUAUUUUGUGUUUCAAUAUUUAUUAUUGACCAUUUUGCUUUUCCACUCCAAGAUUUUGGUGUUUCACGUAUGUUGUUUGAAAGAUCUGUGAGUUGGCAGCAGACUAUUAGAGAAGGCUGGAGUAAUUCUGGGGUUCAAGCCGAAAGGGGUUAGCCUAAAUAAUGUAUCUGUAAACAGAGCUAUAUAAAGUGCACAUUUUUAACAACGAGAGUAAUUAACCAUUGAAACAACUGACCAACGGGUGUGGAGGGGAUUCUUAUCACUUGAAAUCCGUAAAUCAAGACUGGACGUCUUUCUGAAAAAGAUGCCCUAGCUCAACCAGAAAUUACGAUCUAGAUGGCGAAAAUAGGGAGUGAAAUUCUGUGGCCUGUGUUAUAGGGGAGGUCAGACGAGGGUCCCUUCGGGGCUUAAAAUCUAUGACUCUAUAAACUAUAGGUAUGGCUGUGCAAACAAAGAGCCGGGUCCUCAGCUCCAGUAAAUCAGUUCAGCUCCGUUGGUCUGGCUGUAAUUUCCAUACGCUACUUACCAGCCCCAGUUAAAUAUUCCUAUAGUUGAAGUCACUAGAAUGAAUUAUUGGAUAAACACAGGAAGACAAAUGAAAGUGAGAGCUAGUGAUGGGCUUUGUUAUGCGUUACUGAUUUCUCAAUCCCAAAUGCAGUGAUGUUCCCUUGCUUAGCUCUUUUCUUUGUUUGUGUUUGUUUCUGAGUGAGGUAAUGUGGUUUGGCUUAAUGGGCAUUUUUAUUAGCUGCAUUUUGUUGUUGUUAGGAAGGGCCUUAACGUGAAACAACUCUAAAAUGGAGCUGCAGCAGUUAAUACGUACGUUGCUAUAUUUACAAGAUGAGCUUGGCUAUUUUAGUCCUAGAGAUCAGAUUAGUUUACUAUGUAAAUCGAACGGUAGGUGAUGGCUGAAAAAUGACUUGUUUAAAGCCUAGAGCGGAGUAGUCCACACACAGUGCGGAGGACACAUCCUGGGCUAAGCUAAGGACUGCUUUGGAUCUGGUGUGCUAAGGAGCUGAGUCUACUGAAUUGGGUUUUUUAUGUAAACGAUACCAUUUGCGGCCCGAUCCUGCAUGCUUGGUUCAUGCCAAACUCUCCCUAGGACAGCUGGGGGUUUGUCCGAGUCAUCUGUGCUACAAAUACAGCAGUGUAAGGGUUCCAGAGCUGGUUACAAAUGGGGUUGCAGUCGGUUGCAUACACUGCACCUUACUGUGUUUUGGAACCUGGCUGCUGUGUUGGAUUCAACCACGGCUUCUGUCUCCAUCAGCUCCCUUUUGCAAACUCUCUGUUUGCCCCUCUUCUUUUACCCUCGCUUAUCACGCCUCCUUUCUUUGCCCCUCUCCUCCAAGCCAAACCCAGGCUCCUUUCUGAGUGCUGGGAACGCUCGUUCCAUGGCUUUACCAGGAAGCUCUAUCCUCCCGUUGGGGGAGGUCUCUGUAAAACUGGCCCCCUUGAAAGGCGGAAAUACCAUUGUGAUGAACAGGGGAUAGGAACCAUAAUAGGCAGCACGUCUGGCUCCCUUAAUGGUUUUAUGCUGAUCGCUCUUCACCCAGCAGGCUAGCGGUCGUGGCAGCUUUACAUGGAGCAGGCGAGGCUGAGCCAUAAGUUCGAUAGGAGCUGCACACGCACCUCCAAAGAACAGAAUCUGGCCCCAGGCCAGCACCUUUCAGAGGGUGUCGCUCAGUGGAUCACCUGUGAAGCUAUUAGACAUACACGAUUGCUCUCCUGGGGCUAUUUAACUACUUUAUUAUGUUGUUCUUAACUGCUUUCCUCAUGGAGCCCAUCGCCUUGGAGAGACUGAAAGCAGAAACUCCAGUUCUGCUGUGCGCAGAGCAGAGCCAGAAAGAUUAACUGCAACUGCCAGUGUUCAGGGUUGUAGCUUCUAGGGUUCAGUGUUCAGGGUAAUAGCAAAGAGAAGAAAACCCCCUUCAUCCAAGUGCCUUGGCCCCAUGUUUUACUAGUCACACAGAUGUACCAAAAGAGAGACCGAUUAUUUCACAGGGUGGCUGUCUAAAGGACAAUGGUCUAACCCACUCAUGGAGAUUAAAGCUAGUUCUGCAACAGCAGCAAUGCUAGUCUAUACCUUAUGCUGGAAGAAAUAAAGGAGAACUUCCACUUUGGCUCUGCUCAGCCGCCCGUCGAUCAUCCUUCGGCUUCCGCGCCUGAGGCAAGCAGCGACGGAAGCGCAAUUGCCGGACUGACGUUGGAAGCAGGAAGAGGCACUAACCCUUCUCCCUUAAUUAUGGCUGGCCUGGUUGCCGCUUUGGUGUUACUUCUUCUGUAAAAGUGUCCAUGGGUUCUGUUCUGGAAAGAAUGGGCUACAGCAGUCUCUUGGCUACCAUCCAAAGCCACAGUUUGUAUUUUACACUGGGGAAACAUCUGGGGAGCUGGUUCCACUUCCAGCCAAAUUCUGCUCUGAAAAUAUUCUCUGUCAUCUUGCACUCCCUGCAUGGUUUGUUGGUGGUAGAGAGACUAUGCUAUUAUCCCUUGCUGCCCUGCUUCGCUGUAAUAUUUACAACACUCUGGCAUUUUCUGCUGUAUAUUUUGUCUAACAGAUGCACAGGUUAAACUCUGCUUCACUUUCACUGUCUUUUGGCAGCUUGCCUUUAACACAGAGUUGGCUCUUCUUCCUUUAGCUUUCGUACAGUGUACGACUUGAGUAAUUGCAAUGUGCUUUCUUAAAAGUAUAAAGGUAUUUACAAUAUUUUCCUCAUACUAUGUUGCAUACAGAGAAGAUUUGUAUAGAUCUAAUGAACCCUUAGGCUUGAUUAUGCACCUAUGUUGUACGAUUGUAACCAUGCUAUAUAGAUAUACUUUUGUUUUAAUACACUGCUAAUAUGAGCAUUUCUGAAGCACAUAAAUUUUACUGGGAUAAGGCUGAGUGUGGGGAAGAGGCCUGGCAAAACCAGGGAUUUUUUCCCCCAUGAAUUUGCUUCAUUUAAAAUAUGGAUGGGCAAACUGGUCUGGAUAAAACCACAGACUUUAAGCUCCUUGGUGCAGAAACCAUUUUUUGUUGUGGUUGUAGAUACAGUGUCUAGUGGAAUAGAGCUCGGAUCUCUGAUUGGGGCCCCUAGGUGCUGCCACAGUACAGAGAAUGGUGAUAUGCAAGAUGGAGGGUGUUUAACUGAGUUUUUCAAAGGAGCUGUAAGGAGUUAGGCGCCCACACAUGCGGGGGCCCAGUUAAGGUGGCACAGAUAAUCUGAAUUCUGGCAUUUCGUAACUUUUGAGUGCUUGGCUUUUGGUUCCUUACAUUUUUUUUUUUUUUGGUGUCAUCGUUUUAGUGUGUAAUAUGAAUAGAAUACAGCAUAAAACUAACAGCCCUGGAGAAGUAUGAAAACGGCGUGUUCCAUGCCUCGUCAGCUUUCUCGACUGGUGGAAGAUGACAUUCCUAGGCAGCUAAGAAGGCGACACGUCGGGAAAGUGCUGGGAAAAUCAGGCUGAUCAUGGAGAUAAAGGCAGUGAGGCCUAGUGGAUAGAGGACUGGACUAGGACUUGGGAGACGUGGGUUCUAUUCCUGGCUUUGCCACGGGCCAGCUGAAUGACCUCUGGCCAGUAUCCUUCCCCUCUCCAUGCCUCUUUAAAAUGGGGACGAGGUAGACCUCCUUUGUAAAGUGUUUUGAGAUCUACUGAUGGAAAAUGCUCUAUAAGAGCUAGGUAUUGCUAUCUGUAGUGAACCAUGACUCAUUGGGUCAAAUUCAUCCCAGCUCUAAGGCCAAUGAAACCCCCAGUUGGCUUAUUUUAUUGGUUCCCCCCACUCCAGAAGAGCUGUGUGAUAAUGGGAAAACCACAGAAAUAUAGAAAUACCUUAGGGUCUGGUUCUAGGAGGGGCUGAGCACCCACUAUUCCAAGUGACGUCAAUGGGAGCUGCAGUGCUCAGCUCAGCUGAAAAUCAGGCCUGUCCUGUCUAUGAAUCCGCAGUGAAGCAAGUAGAAUUUGACAGAAUGGACAGAAAAUUGUAAUUCAGACAAGGACUUCCCUCUGCAAUAUCUUAACCAUGGUGGGCUAAAUAUGCCUUCAGUUGCACGUCCCAUUGACUUUGUUUGCCUGUUGUAAAGGAAGGAGGAAUUUGGCUCAUAGUAUGACGUGCAUUAAAAAGGGACUGAACUGUUGUGAUCAUUUUCAUAUACCGAAUCCCAGAUACAUUAGGCCACAGACACAGCCGCAUACGAGGCCAGGCCCUGUAAACAUUUACUACCUGGCAUUGUGCUUUGAAGUCAAGGAGACUCGUGAUGUCUCACCUGGCCAUGUUUGCAGAAUCAGACUUGAAGGUCCCUGCAGUCUGUUGCACUUGUAGAGGACAGUAUGUCAAUCAGUAUAUAUCUGAAUGGAUGUGGCUGGCCAAUGGGAGCAGGUGGACCUGUUGGCUUAUUUGACCUGCUGUAGAAAGGCGAAAGAGAAACCCAGGUGGUCAUGGUGCAGUUAAAGGAACCAAUGUUCUACCAAAUGAACAGCCAUAAAUAAAACUGUCUCACUGUGUAGAUCCUGAUAUGACACAGGUGUGAAUAACGAGCACCAGAGAAAGCACUUGUGGGGUCUGGGCUAAAAAAAGUUACUUUGUUUGUUUAGGGGGAAAAUAAAACCAACUUGCAGCUUGAAAGGUGUCAGUGCAUCGGGGUUGCCUUUUAACUUCCUGGUCUCUCUAUCUCAGUUCAAAAAACAAAAAUGGUCUUGCACAAUGCACAGACCAUAAUCUGGCAAUUUUUAGUUAAAAAGCGGAGGUGGCUUGGCACUUACACAUGGUCCUUCUUUAAAUUCACUCCUGGAGCCUAGUUUGAAGUUAAACAGAAAUCCUUAAUGAGAAAGUACUUGAUGGGAAGUUCAGACCCUAAAAGUUGGAAGAUUGUUCGGACCUUGCACAGUUACCAAGCAGCAGGAGGGGAGGUGAUUUAGCAAAAUGGGUGGUAGAGUAAGAUCUGUUGGGGUGAAAACAAAAGCUUUUUCUAGAGAGGAAAAUGCCAAAUUUUCACUGGGAGUAAUUGGGUGUUUGGGAGCUAACUAAUGGGAAACAGGAAUGAUUCUCUCCCCAUAGCAAGUUGGAUGAUCCCUUCAGAUGGCCGUAUGUUGACUUCAGUGGGAAAGCCUGGUCUCAUGUCAUAAAGUGGAAUGUGAGUGCCAUACAUUUCACCCUCUUCAGCUUUAUUUCCCCUGACUCUCCUUUUAAAACAAGUAACAUCUUGCCCUUCUGUAACUACUGAAUCUGAGAUAGUGUUUUUACUUUUAGUGCUAGGCGCGUCUGUCUUUAACAUUCCCACUGCUUCCUCAGAAGACCUGAAAAAAAUCUGUUUUCUUGUCUUUUUCUUUGGUUUGCUGGUUGCUUUCCUGUCAGAAGGUGUCUGGCCUUUGCAGUGAGAUAGGUGUGUUGUUGUGACCUGUAACUGGCAUGAGAAGUUCAAAGACCUCGUUGAGAUGAGUUGUUAACCUAUAAAAGUCACAAAUACUGGGCCAGUUCCUGCUGAUUCCUUAAUCAGACUUCACUGGGAAUUUUUGCUUGUGUGAAGACAGGAGGCUUUGUCCCGUACAACGUAGGUAGCUUGUUUAAACUAAGCCUAAACAAUAUGCAUGAUGAAAGUGGAGUAAUUUGGUUCUUGUCCCAAACAAUGUCCAUAAAUAUUUGAGGCAAGAUCUUCUAAAAUGGGAUCUUAGAGUUAGACUCCUAAGAUCCAUAUAUAGGCAUCUGAGUAAGUGGACGGAUUUUCAAAAGUGCUGAGGAGACAGCUGCUCUGAUUUGUUUACGUCGGACUGCGAGAUACCUCAGCAGUCAGUGAAGGAUUGUCCAGUGCCUUCAAAGCAAGAAGAAGGGAUGGUAAAAGAAAUCUGUUAAGAAAAACCCUGGCGUUAUAGCAAUGGAUGUUCUUCCAGAACAAGUCCCAUUUGUGCUUCUGUCAUAUUAUACAGCCGUAUCCAGCCCCAUUGACUUCGGUGGAUAUUGGAUCAGUGUCUCGAUGUCCAAAAGAUACAGAGAUGUUUGACAAACAGAUAUAUAAACACUAUAUGUGCACGCUGUUUCAAGCGCUUCAGGGCCAGGACUAUUUUUUACUAUGUAUUGGUACAGCAUCAGAGGCCUGUUAGCUGUCUUUAGGCACCACUGUAAUAAUGAUCCUGUAUUAAAUUCUAUGUAUUAAACUCGGCAGUGGCCAGCCUCUGCACUUCUUGAAUUCUGUGGAAACUUUACCACAGACUUUAAUGGGAGCUGAGUCACACCAGCACUGAGCACUUUUGAAAAUCCUACAUGUAGUUUCUGUUGAACGCUAUUAAAUUCCCAGAGAACUUUUCCAUGAGGAGCAGGGCUAACAAGUUUUGUAUUUUAUCAAUGUGUUUGUAAGUCAUUUUCACAGAAAAUGACACUUUUGUACUAGAUGCCUAGAUGUAUUGAUGUUCACUGUUGUUUCCUUGAUGGACAGCUGGCACAGGAAUGCUGAGUUGUGUAUAUGUUAAAACUCCAGUAGAUGCCAGUAAAUAACCAAGUGAUUAGUGAUAGAGAGAUGUAUAUUUAGACGUUAACUCGAUAAACAUUGCCGUGAGCGAAGUAAAUCAGCUGUUCUCUGCAAAUCUGAUGCAAGUUAGGACUCCUGAAGAGGCCGGCCUGUGGGCCCAAUCGUGCAAACACUUACUCAACUGCGUCGUGCUUACGGGAGGGCUCCUGUUGGCCUCAUUGGAACUAGCUCUCCUGAGGAAGCACCAUGCUGCUCAUGUGAGGAGCGCCUUGAAGGAUCCUGCCCUGUGACUGGAUUCUUGGCUGCAUUCUUUGUUACCAGAAUGAUUCAUGAUGUGUCGUUUGUCUCUUAGUGUCGUUUUUACCAGGGAUGAUUAAUUGGACAUUUAACACCAGGCGGAGGAGCAAUGGUUUGUAAAAGAUAAGAAUCACUUAGGAAAGCAACUGUUCCUCCCAUUUACAUUCCAUAAAUGAUGUAUGGACAGAAACUAUUCCUUCUCUUUGAGCUAUCGCUGUCGAUAGUCCACUGGAUGGUAAUGGGCUUGUUAAUUAAUUUGUAUUGAUAUGUGCCUUUCUGCUGCGACUCUCUCAAAGCACUUUGCAACCAUGACCUAAUGUGCUUGACAGAGAAGCAAUAUUCAUUUCCAUUUUAUGUACUUAGAGCCUGCCUAUGCACACUAAUUGCCCGGCUUUAACUAUGAAGUGGUACAAUCCCCCUAAAGUGACAAGCUAGACUGGUCUAUGCACCAUUUCCUUGUGUACACCUUUGGGAAUAAGUUAUACCAGAAGUUUAGAGGAAUAAACUAUGCUGCUAUAAGCCACUGUUAUACCAGUCUCACUGCAUCUACGCUAGGAGUUUUACUGGUAUAAAACUUUACAUCAGUUAAAAAAACAAACGCAAAAAACCCACCACCCCUAAUGGAAAUAAUUUAAACCAGUACAAAAACUGUGGGUAGAGCAGCUCUGAAAGGGUGUGUUGAUUUGGGUUCUCAGGGCAUGUGGUAACUCUACCAAGAAACCCAGCACAAUUGGGGUGAAGCAGAGAUGGCUGACCUGGGCCUUACCAUGUAGUUCGUGUUGUUGCUGUGAUACCAAGCUGACUGUUUCAGGGAGGGGAUUUUAUAUUCACAAAGUGGCGACUCCUUUCUCAGACACACGCAACAGGCAGCUUACUUAAGAGGAUGGGUUUUUUUCCUUCAUUUUGGAGUGCAGUGAAGGCUGGGCUAAGACAUACAUUUAUGACCGAUUUUAUUUUCCCUCUCUUCCCAAGUGAACCUGUUCCUGUUAGUGUCAUUAAGAGCUUGCAGCACAAACAGCAUGUCACAAGGCUACUACCUAGUGGACAAAAGGGAUGUUAGUUAUGUUUUUCCCCUUCUGGGUUUGUGUAAGGCUGUAACACCAGUUACACUUGUGAUCAGCUGGGGAGACGGACUGGUCCUGGCUUGUUCCUUUUAAAAAAAAAACAACCACCACCUGCUGUUUAAAAAAGCAGCCCCCUAAUUUAACAUAUUCAACCUUUAUUUAAAAAAAAAAUCUUUAAAGCGUCACGGGAUGGGUCACAGUUAUGCCCAAGAAAACAGCAUUGAAUUAGGAAGACCAUGGCAAUGACAGAGGCAUUCACUGUUUAACGUUUUGUCGUAGGUAAACAGCAUGGGUCAGGACUCACCCAGUUGGUGGAUGUGGAAAGUGCUCGAUGCUCUCAAUCCCCUGAUAAGAGUCAGUAUUAGAUGUAAUUCCUAGGAAUAGAUACAUCAGGAGGACCACUCUGCAGCAACAGGGCAUGGAGGAUCAGGCAGCUGUUCUUCCAGCUCUGUCUACAAGUAAGAGGGUUUCCUCCACCAUGUCAGGAGAAGGGUGUGGGGUGGACAGGGCAGGAUGCAAUGACAUGCUAAAGUGAAGCUUUCAUGUUAUAGCAAAGGGGGGCGGGAGGUGACAUGGUAAGGCUCUCAUGGGACAGGAAAUGCAUGAUGGGUAGAAAAUGAAAGUUUGGUGGGGCCAAUACCCCACCUGUGUUGAGCGGAGAGAAACCUGGAUUUUUGUGAGACCCUCCACCACAGUUGUGUCUUUGUCUACGUUACAUUUCUGAACGUAACAGAGACCAGUGCUAGGGAUUUAGAGGUUUGUGAAUGCACUCCUUGUUCUCCAAGGCCUGGAGUCAGCAACGCUUGUGUUUAGGGGCAGACUUUCAAAGGCAAACCUGGCAUUUGAUGCUGAACUAACUGCCCUGUCUUGCCUUGCAGAAUCUCCCGACAGGCUUUGCCGAGGCAGGGCCCUAAUGCGUUCUUCCCGAGAUGGUCAGGGGAAAGUACUGAAGGAAAGCAGCUAAACACCACUGUACGGCUAGUGAAGAGAUGAGGCUUUUUUAAAAAAUAAAAAACAACAAUGGGAGGAGGGCUGGGUAUAAAUUGUGGAGCUGGCCUUCAUUGGUUCCCUUUGCAUUUAAUCUCCCCCUCUGGCAUAGAGAGUCAGUUUCAAGGUGACUUGUGGGUGUUAAUUCUUUGAAGCUGCAUAAGAACCUUGUUAAAUAGCUGGAUCCAAUGAGUCUAAUAGAGCAGAACCCCUUUUACCUGAUCUAACUGGGAGUGGGGCCAGAUUGGCUAAUCAAAAAGCCAGAGAAUAGGAAAGUGUGAUGCUGCGCUUCCACCUAGUGGUCCCUGGCGGGAUUGCCUGCUUCUGGCCCUGGUGGUUCAAUUAAUGCUGAAGGCUAAAUAGUGGAGUGAGUCAGCCUUGUAGUUCCUUGUCCAACCCUUGUGAGUUAAUUGCACCACAGAGGAGCUGCUGACCAUGCAAAGUGUUAAAGGCUGAGAUCACACUUGGUCUUGGAGAAACACCAGGGCUGAGGAAAUCUGUCAGCAUCCCCUCUUAGAGCUCCUUGCCUGCUGGGCUGGUGAGUGUGCAGAAGGCCAUGCUGUGGUAUCGGCUGCAGGGUCUGCCCCCAGGGCUGGAGCAUCCCUAGGGACUCCAGUCCUGUGGUGCUGAGAGCUGCCGUGGCAGGAACUGUCCUUUGGUACGGCAGCCUGCAGAACCAGGGGCUCCAAAAAAGCUAAUCCAACCUAGCUGGAUAAUGAAGGAGCCUGUCGGUUCCACAGGCUAGGAAGGGGGGGGGGCCCUUCCCCAGGACCCCAGCACUGUUGGUGAGCUGAUUAUUUCAUCUCCCCUCCUGUUUAAAUGUCUAACUUUAGAAGAGCAAAAUCAAUGAGCAACAAUUACUAUUGGAAAGUGUGGGUGGGUGGGACUCAGUCUUUGCCAACCAGGCUUCCAACUCCAGGGUCCAUUUUUCAGUUGUAAAAAUUCUUUAACACCAGACAGGGUUUUAUAGAAACUUCUGCUGACUCCUCAAAUACAGCUAGACUCACAGUUACAGCAAUGCGGUGUAAAGUCCAAUGGCAACUAUAAAAGCCAGAAGAAUCAGGCCUCUGUUCUGGCUGUUACCUCAUCUCAGGUAGCUUGCCAAUUUUGGUUGGCCUUAAUCCUGGAGGUUUCAUCACAUGACAAUCUUUUAUUCUUGAGGACUCCAGGGCAAGCCUGGAGGGUUGGCGAUGCUGCAGCUAAGCCUGUCCCAUGAGUAGGGCAUUAGUGUAGGGGGGUCUCUCUCACAGGACACGUCUGUAUAUGCUGUAGAAUAUUGGGGCUGUAAUAUGUGUGUACUACACACACAGAAGAACCACUUGCUUUCAGUCAGACCUGCAACCUCUUUCUCUACAAAGAUGGGCCAGGGCAGCACUAUUCCGAGUUAGGCCCAGAUGGGAAAACCAGUAAUGAGGGAAAUGUAUGUGUGGUUGGGCGGGGUGUUAUUUCCCUUCGUCCCCUAUGGGUCAGCCCUGCAAUUUGGCUCUGGCUCCAGCAACCCAAAGCUACAUAAUUUGAAGGGCGGGGAGGUUGCAUGCUACUCCCUCAUUUUGUAACAAACAUUGCUAUUAGACCCUCACAGGUAACCUCCAACACUAUCCUGUUGUUCUCAGGUGAGGCUCUGGCUCUCUGACAACCCUCACUAUUUUCAUAAAGCAAGAUAAAUUCAAUCUCCUAGCAACAGCUUUUGGGCAUAUCCCUUUGAACUAGCUCCCACGCUCCAAAACCUGCCCCUUUACUUACAGACAGACAGACAAUUAAGCAGGGAUCAUCCUUGUAUUCUGGCACAUGAAAGGCUGGGGAAAUGAUUCUGAGCAGUUGAGGUGGCUACAUGGUUCGUAUCACUGACAGUUACUCCAGGACUUGACUUGUACUUGGAUAAGGGGUACUCUUAGCUCCCCCUCGCUUCCUUCUAAUGCACCUUGACUUCCUAUGCCUGGCUAAUGCUGCUUCCCCAUUCCAUAGUGCAGGUUUCUCUUCUCAGCAGAACGGGUUUUUCCCUACUUCUGCGUGGCCACCUUCCUGAGCCACACUGGCUGGGAGUGACGGUUGAGUAUAGAAAGCACAGGCCUGUAAAGACAAGCACCACAUCCCCCUCUCACUCUGCUACAAGGGGAGAUAUCACUAAUAAAGAAACAUUAAUAAUGCAAUGAUAGAACUUCAAAGUAGACAUAUGCAAACCAGCCCUCUGUACAGUAACAGUCUUGUUUACAUCAAUCAGGGUAGGAGGCUGAUUCCAAGACUUGCCAUUUGUGAUAUUCUCAGCUGUGCCAUGGGAAUGGGCAGGAUGGUUUUUGAUGAUCACAGAUUGUCCCACGUCUUUUUACUGAGCAAGUGGCCCAGGGUGGUGAUAGAGGACAGGAUGGCUUGCCGCUCUAGCCUGGCCCUUCGCCUACAAAUGACUGAAUCCUCUGGUCCAGGUAUAGGCAAUUCCAGUCUUUUUAGUCCAUCCUUGAAAAUGUAGUCAUCCUAACUGGUUCCUUUUUUCUCCCAUUCCUGCCAAAAAAACAACACCACAAACCUCUGUGAAGACAAUUCUGUCCCACGUGCUCCAGAAAGGAAUCCAAUAGCAUUAGUCUUUGCGUAAGUGAAUUUGUAUCCUAUAAUCAUUCAUUCCUCCACCUACAGUUUCAAGCUCACUCAGCCAGUAUUCUGAGGGGUUAAGAUAUUUCAGUGGUACCACUCACAGGCCACAGCACUGUAGUCACAUAAGACGCCAGGGACCUCUACACCCAGCCAUGUUUGUAACCUAAAGUAGACAGUAACUACACCCGCAGUUAGGAACCAGGCCUGAGAGAGAGCAUAUUGCACUGAAAAGGAGAUCAGCAUUCGUGAAAGGAGUUUUAAGAAGGGUGUGAAGGCAGCUCAGCUAGUUUCGUAGCUUUUCCAGAUGGGUGUUGUGUGAUAAAAGGCACUAAUGUGGCCCUAAGGGGCAGAGUCUGAUUGGGACAUUUUACGUGUCCAUCUGCGAUAGGACAGAGAAUAUGGAGUACGGGGAGGGAAGCCCAAAGGGAAAGAUACAUGGGUCCCUACCACACACAGCUCACCAUCUCACUUUAGUUGGAUAGGCCUCAGUGCUCACAACUGGAUACUAAUUGUGGGUACCCAGCAUAUGACUAUUUCAAAGGCGUGUGAUCUAGCUGUGAGGAGCCCCCACCCAUGAACAUUGGGCCCUGUUUAGGGCUCUCAAGUUGGGCACCCAAAAAAAAAAAAAAAUCA
Molecule: messenger RNA, 15034 nt
Organism: Caretta caretta (loggerhead turtle)
Lineage: Eukaryota; Metazoa; Chordata; Testudines; Cheloniidae
Gene: VWA2
Product: von Willebrand factor A domain containing 2
Biological process (GO): calcium-independent cell-matrix adhesion
Cellular component (GO): basement membrane
Molecular function (GO): calcium ion binding
Source: RefSeq, a predicted model, not a curated record